This is a messenger RNA of Tripterygium wilfordii, 1468 nucleotides long. RefSeq names its product dof zinc finger protein DOF2.4-like. Gene Ontology annotation, biological process: regulation of DNA-templated transcription. Gene Ontology annotation, molecular function: DNA-binding transcription factor activity; DNA binding. The record is from RefSeq and is a predicted model, not a curated record. NCBI's taxonomy places the organism in Eukaryota, Viridiplantae, Streptophyta, Magnoliopsida, Celastrales, Celastraceae. Bases 206 to 1039 code for a protein of 277 amino acids. The transcript is spliced from 2 exons.
UAAAUAAAUAAACACUAGUACUCCUUAUUCCCUUUAUCUUUUUUCAUCAUCACCUUCUCUUUCUCUCGUUAAUUCUCUGCAACUCAUCUUUCUUUGCCUGAUGUGAUUCUCCACCAUAUCCUCCUCCAAUUCCCCCCACCCCCCACAACCCCCAUCAACCUUUACAAAAGAAAGAAAAGAAUUAAAGCUCAAGUUAUCAACAAUUAUGGUUUUCUCUUCAUCUAUUCCAGUCUAUCUAGAUCCAUCCAAUUGGCAACAACAGCAACUUAAUCAACAAAGUGGAAGUGAAAACUCUCAACUGCCACCACCUCAUCCCGAUGGUGGUGGUGGCGGUGGCAGUGGUGGUGGAGGGUCAAUCAGGCCUGGUUCGAUGGCUGAUCGAGCUAGGUUAGCCAAGAUACCACAACCUGAGGCAGCUCUUAAAUGUCCAAGAUGUGAUUCCACAAACACUAAGUUUUGUUACUUCAAUAAUUACAACCUCUCACAACCUAGGCACUUUUGCAAGACCUGUAGAAGAUACUGGACAAGAGGAGGUGCACUAAGGAAUGUCCCGGUCGGAGGUGGUUGUAGAAGGAACAAGAGAAGCAAAGGAAGUGGCAGAUCAAAGUCUCCGGUUACAUCCGGGUCUAACUCCACCAGUGCACUUGCUUCUAAUAGUUGUUCUUCUACUAUGUUAGGUCAUAUGCCCCCUCAAGGAACACAAUUACCACUUUUACCCCCUUUGAAUCAUCUUAAUGACUAUAAUUCUAGGGGCAUUAUUGGCCUGAAUUUUUGUGGAAAUCAGGCGCCGGUGGCGGAGGCUGGUUGUGGUGAUAUGGAAUUUCAGAUUGGGAGUGGUAAUUCAAGUGGUGCUAAUGCAUCUAUCAUACCAAAUGGAAUUGUUGACCAGUGGAGAUUACAACAAGUGCAUCAUCAUCAAUUCCCUAAUUUCUUGGGUAAUUUGGAAGAAACAAUAACAACAAAUGGGUUGUACCCAUUUAAUCAAGGUACUAGUAGUACUCAUGGAGGCUAUGUUGGUCAACUUAGGUCAAAGCCAUAGGAGAGUGUGGUUGCCCAAUUGGGUUCAGUGAAAAUGGAAGAAAAUCAUCAUCAAGGGUUGAAUUUGUCAAGGAACAUUUUGGGACUCAAUAAUCCGGGAAAUGAUCAUCAAUAUUGGGGUACUGGCACUACUGGCAAUUCAUGGAGUGAUCUUCCUACUGCUUUUACUUCCUCCUCAACAAGUCAUCUCUUAUGACUUCCAUGCAUAUUUCUUACCUAACCCAAGAAGAUCUAUAGCAGCUGAUGGCUAAUGGGAGAGGAUGAUAUGCUGAAGAAAGAUAGAUAUGGUAGGCUUUCUAGUCUAGAAAUUAUUUGCUGUUGUUUUUUUACUUUGUUUUGAUUUUGUUGAUGUUUGGGUAUGUUAGUUAAUAGAAACUAAUACCUGGUUUUAUAUAUAUAUGGAGUUUGAUAUCUUACAUUGGGGGCUAAA